AUGCGGGGGCUCCAUAAUGGUGGUACAAGCAGCUCUGUACUUAUGGCACCUGGUGGAAUUAGUAGGAGGUUUAUCUUGAGAGGUAGCCCUCAAAAUAACUAUAACAAAGAAGUAAUAAUUCAUCUUAAUUUUGAAGGCAAGCUUUCAAGAAAAUGUAAAUUGGACAUGAAUGAUGAUGAGAAUGAUGAUUUUGUUUUAUGGUAUCCUACUCACAUAGGAGGAUCAGAAAAAUGUUUGUUUGGUCCUGAGAGUGGAUAUCACCAUAGAAUAGUUGAAAAGAACUGUUAUAUUGGCAACGAACUUAUUCAACCUAAAACAAUUGAUAAGGAUUGUGUUUGCACCAUGCAUGACUUUGAAUGCGAUUACAAUUAUGUCCAUAAAAAUGGUAGUGAUAAAUGUGAAUUAUUUCCUGGUGCCCAGCCUUUGGCUGAAGAUCCAAAUGAUAUGUGUUCUAGUAGUGAUCAUUAUUAUAAAUCAAUAGGGUAUAGAAAGGUUAAAAUGAGCUCAUGUAAAGGGGGCGAAGAGAAUUAUAUGGGUGAAAAAAUACCAUGUCCUGGACGAAUAGUUGGCUCAACAAGUUUCUGGGUAUUCUUUAUUAUUGUAAUAUUUAUUUCUGUAGGAAUCACGACAGCAUAUUUAAUAUACAAAAAUGGUGGAGGUUCAAGAGGUCAUAUUCGUCUUGGAGAUACAUAUCACAGUUCUGGAUCAAUUUUAUCAACAAUCAAAGAUAUUUUUUACUCGAUCAGAGUGCCAAGAUCUGUUUCAAGAUUUUUCUCGAAACUUUCUAUACCAGGUUUUGGUUCUAGAUCUGCCAAUAGAUAUAAUUAUAGUCCAGUUUCUCAAGAUGAAUCACAUCAAGUUUCAUUAGAAGAUUAUGAUAAUGAUAAUUAA
This is a messenger RNA of Entrophospora sp. SA101, 891 nucleotides long. Lineage: Eukaryota; Fungi; Glomeromycota; Glomeromycetes; Entrophosporales; Entrophosporaceae. The record is from the annotation of a GenBank genome assembly.